Messenger RNA from Folsomia candida, 1673 nucleotides. RefSeq lists its product as uncharacterized. The record is from RefSeq and is a predicted model, not a curated record. Lineage: Eukaryota; Metazoa; Arthropoda; Collembola; Entomobryomorpha; Isotomidae. The coding region runs from base 107 to 1096 and encodes 329 amino acids. The transcript has 6 exons.
ACAUAAACAUCAAAACAAUGAAUAUUUAAACAACAAUUUAACUCACUCCGAAUCAGCACCUUUUAACAGUUUUAACCACCGCUCACUCCCACAUUAAAAUUUAAAAAUGCCUCACCUACUAAAAACCCUCUCCCUCCUCCUUCUCAUAAUAACCACCGUAACAACCGCCCAGCUCCAGCCACCCGGCACCCCUCCUCCCACCACUCAAUCCUCUGAAAACGAGAAACCAACAGCAAAAUUAAUGAGCAAAUCAAAAUCCAUCCCGAUAACGUAUGAAACGGAUUUUUGGUAUGAUUUGAGCAAGUUGAAAAUAAAAAAGAAAAUGGGGAAUUUCACCAAGUUGUGCGUUCAAGGGAUCUGGCUCCUCUACGACAACAAGGACUUCCAAGGAAGGACCAAGCAGGAAGUGGGCGUCGUUUCCGGAGACGACACCUGCGUCGACCUGAAAAAUUACGGCCACCUGGGUUCGAUCCAACGCGUCUCCCCUUCCCGGACCCCACCAACGCUCGCCUUUUUCCCUGAGAGGAACUUUAACGGACCCGUUUGGGCCAUGGAUCAAUCGAAUGGACCGCUCCCCCCCACGCCCUCCACCUCCUUAAUAAUCUACGGCCCAGAGGAAUGGACCCUCCACCCCCUGGGCUCCCCUUCACCCAUCUGCCUCUCUCCGCAGGGAGGAAAAUCCCUCCGCCUCCCAAUCUGCUUCAUCUCCAAAUUAAUCGAUGGGAAAAACAUAAAAUCCGGAUCUUUUUAUAAAAUCAAACUCGGAUGCGAUUCCAAAACGAAGAAAAUCAACAUUCAUUUCUGCAUGGAUUAUUUUAAUGGGAAAUCAACAAGGGUUUUGGACGUCGCUCACGCCCUCCAAGGACGCGGAAUCGAAGAGGAAGAAGACUCCACCUCCACCUUCCUCCCCACCGCCCCAAUCACCACUCCACCCACCAGCUGCCCCCCCACGGUCCCCUCCCUCCUCACGGACAAGGAGAUAAAAACCCUGAUGGAAACCCGCUUAAACCCCCGCUUCCCUGGAGAAAACUACAUCUGGCCACGCUCACCCGACUCAAUUUGGACCUGCUGGAGAACAUUUUCCUCGUCGCGAUGAAAACGUGUCCCAUCGUUUCCCCCACUUAUUUAGACUACAUUCGCGAAUAUUUCAUUUACUUUUGGGAUAAAACACAGCAGAAAAAUGCCAUAAUUUCAGACUUCGACUGGAGAGAGUUGAAUAUGCAGUUGGACGGGUGCAUUUUGGAAGCGGUGGAUGAUCAGGUUGCUUAACAUCAUUAAAAUAUUUUUCUAAUCUCAUAAGUCUCUCUUCCAGACCCCCCUCUCGGCCUACACCCUGGUCCAAUCCCCCACCGAAGUGGACCACAUGAUUGACCCAAUGUACCAACUGAACCCAAAUUACGACCCAAUUAUAGAAAUGGUUUGGCUAGUUGGGAACCACGCCGCCGCCACGUGUCACGCGUCAUUAGGAUUCAUCGACGGGUUUUGGCCCAAUUUCAUCAACACUUUCCAAGAAAUGUUUCUCGUCCAUGUCGGAAAACAAUGGACCACCCCCGGGAAGCUCCACUCUGUGUACAAAUACCUCCUCGGCGGCUACGGAAUAAAAUCCAUGCACAACAAAAUGGCUUUGUGCGCCACGAUUUCCAACCAAAACAUAAUAAAUUUAGACCCUUUUG